Molecule: messenger RNA, 3305 nt
Organism: Xenopus laevis (African clawed frog)
Lineage: Eukaryota; Metazoa; Chordata; Amphibia; Anura; Pipidae
Source: RefSeq, marked predicted
AUGACAGUAGGAUAUUUUCUAAGAAAACAUUUUCCCAGGAAGACGGUUUAACAUGACCCCCAAGACUGUCGAAGGAACUGACAAUCAGUAUGGGGCCCUCCUGCUUCAUCUGGUUCCUACUGAUCUCACUCUCACCCAAAGCAACAGAUACUUUGGGGGUCAAAACAAGUGACUUUCCUAUUAAAUUCCUGAGGAACCAAGAAGCCUUCAUCCCAUGUACAGUAACUGAUUAUGGGGCUGGGGAACUGGACGUGAAGCUUUUCUCUUUUGAGUGGAAAAUGAAAACCUUGAAUGGAAGCGACAAACAAGUUUAUCUGUAUGUGUCUGGGACUCACACCCCCACCCGGCCGGGAUCCUACAUAUCAGACAGUGAGAUUAUAAGAGGCAAUGUGGCACUUCACUUACCCCGGGUUCAGUUCACAGAUGAAGGAGAAUAUACCUGCACUGUCUUUUAUACCCCUAAUAAAGUAGUGGGACAUUCUACUCUGCAGGUGUCAGCUCCCCCAACUGCCAGUCUGACACCUACUGAUAUCACAAUGGAGCCUGGAAUGGAGAAGACAGUUGUAUGUAAAGCCAAUGAGUUUUAUCCCAAAGACAUAACUUUCCAUUGGAUAAAACACAUCGCUGGUUCCAGAGUUGGUCUGUUACAAGAAGACGGAGUCUCUUACACUCACCCAAAAAAGAACAAAGAUGAAACCUACAAUCAAACAAGUUUUCUGCGGAUUAACCCAACACUAGAAGAUAAUGGGAAUAUAUAUUCCUGUAAUGUGUCCCACAGAUCCAUGGAAACUGAUCUGCACUUCAAUCUCACUCUCUCUGUGACAGAGCCAGACAACCAGGGAAGCACAAUUAUUGGAGCUGUGGUUGGAGUGUUACUUCCAGUCCUUUUUCUGGGUCUGUCCAUUUGUAUCUACAUGAUGUUCUAUAAGAAAGUGGCGCCAAAACUCUCUGCCAUUACCGGAGCAGAACAUUUGGUGCAUAUGAACAGGGCGACUCUGUGCUGCCAGAUCUCUGGGUUCCGACCCAAACCCAUCAGAAUUACAUUGUGGCUGAAAAGAAAAGGGGGAGAAGUGAUGGAAAUUGACUCCUGGAAUUCGGAGACACAAACGGGUUCCUCUGCCCCAGUGUCACAUCACAGAGAGGAGCAGCGUGUGGUUAUUGACCCAGAGAGAGAAGGGUUAAUGAGUAAUGGGAAUGGGACUAAUCUGCUCCCAGCACAGAGACCUCUGCGAGUGGAAAUGUUUCCUAUAAUAACAACAAGUAAAUCUCAGCGACUUUCCAACUGUCAGUGCACAAUCCAUAUAACUCCAGACAUAGAGGAAGAUGAUGGAGCAGAACUGACAGUGAGGGUCACUCACUCUGCCCUGAGACUCCCCAUCUCUGAGUCCUGUCGGCUGAAGGUCAGGGGAGUUAAACCCAAAUUAGCAAAGAUUAUAUCCCCCCUCCACAUCCUCCAUGGAGAACCCCUGACUCUGACCUGUCCCAUCUAUGGGUUCAAGCCAAAGCCUCUCUCUGUUACUUGGCUGAAAGUGGAUCCGAGGGGUCGGGAAACAGAACUUCUCAGCUGGAAACGAGGUACCACCAACAUUAAUGAUCCCAAAUAUUCCCAUCAGCUGGCAGAGGAUGAGAGAGAAGAGGGAGAAGAAGAAGAUGAUAUGAACUAUUUUGUAAGCAAUCUGACCCUGAAGCCCACAGUGAAGGAAUAUCAUGGGACUCAGUACGUCUGUAGGACUCAUCAUUAUACAACAGAACAUACAGCAGAGAAACGUAUGGAAAUGCAGGUUUUAUCCGUGCCAGAACUGGAUCCCAUAGAGAACGCACCAGAGGUUCUAUAUGUUGGGGAUGAGAUGAAGUUGUCCUGCAGAAUCCAUUCCUUCCAUCCACGGACAUUGGAUGUUUCCUGGUACAAAGAGAAUGAGAUCUUGACAUCACACGAUGAUCCAAUACUCCAUAAUGCCAGUGGGUUGUUGCAUUUCACCAGUCGUACAACCUACACUCCUUGUGUGAAGGACAUUGGGAAGAAGUUCAGGUGUGAGGUCUCUCAUCCAACUCUCCAAAAUCCCAAAUGUGUUUCCUGGGAACUAAAAUAUCUGAUAAGUGAGCCGAGGGUAAGUGCCAUAAAGUGUGACCCUGAGGUUCCUGGGUGCAACCAAACUACAACAUUAUCCUGUGAUAUAGAGAAAUUUUACCCUAAAGACCUCAAAAUCCGAUGGUAUUGGGGGCUGGAAGUCAUCAAGUCAGAAGGUGAUCCAGAAGGUGCCAAGGAAGACCCAGAAUCAGGACUUUUCUCCAGAACCACAGAAAUACAGAUCAUUCCCACUAUUAAUGACCACGGGAAACAAUUCCUCAUGGAGAUAAUUCACAACUUCAAGAUCUACAAAAAAACAUCCAUGAAAUGUAAAGGGCUGCCGACAGCAGAGCAUUCUGGGAAAUUAUUCACCUGCCUGAUAAAACACAAGGAGCUACCUCAACCGAUUGAGAAGAAUAUUUCUCUGAAGCUCCCGGCUCUAAAAGAAGUUGCACCAAAAAAAGCAGAAGAAGUGGAUGGGCCAAGAAUCGUUCCAGCAGAAGUGGGAGAGAUUGAGUGUGUGACCCCCAACCAGGUCCGGACUGAGAAUUAAAAUAGGCCCUGGCAUUUCAGGUACACAGAGGCCCAAUCAGCCCACACAGAGGCCCAAACAGUCCCCACCAGCCCAUUAAAUAGUGACUUUCUAUGGGACCUUAUAGCAGCCCCUCUGGCAUUUGCCAGAACCCACAGAUUGCCAGUCCGGGCCUGCCCCCAACCCCAGGAAGGGAGAGUCUAUUACUCUUCAGUGUAUUGUGAAAGGGGUGCAUGUCAAUCAUGGCAUCUUCUCCUGGAGUGAUGGAAUAUUCCCCAUUGAUGAAAAUCUCAUAGACAACUCCAACCUCACUGAUGGCUCCGGCUGUAUCUCCAAGGUCACCUUCACUCCUGAUGAUGAUGAUGAUGAUGGGGAAAUCAGAUUUGAGGCCACAUUUAACUUAGUAACCACUGAGAGAACCUUCCAACUGCCAUGGGUGGGGGAUUUUAAACAGGGGGUCUAUAAUAGCCCCUAUUUAGAAUGCUGAACCUAAAAGAACCUAUUUAUAUGUGAUGCUUGAUGUUCUACCAUGGACUAGAAAUGCCUAAAAGUGAACACUAUCCCAAAAUGUUUUUGUUACACAGUGUGACAUGUUAGUGUCACAUGAUGUCAAUGGUUUCAAAUGGGUUUGUGUUCCACCUGAGGAAGGGGUUGUUCCCCCAAAAGCUUGUGCCUCAUUUUUCUGCAAUAAAAGAGUUAAAGGCA